UGACAGUUUACACAGGUGUGCUUUGGAGGCUUGUCUGGGUUGUUUGUACCAGCUAGCUCAGUUGCCGCAUGUAUCACUGAAACUUUAAAAGAAACGGCCAAAUGAGUUUUCACUAAUCAAAAUGAGUUUUUCUAUGCACACUUAGCUGCAACAGCUGUGUAUUGCUGUAUAGUCUACAAGUAGCUGGCUGGCACACAAUGACAAAUACAAUUAACCCCACAGAACAAUUGUCACAUCUAUCCCAGUUCCACAAGUAGUGCAUUGCAUUCCUUAGCACAUUGUCACACCUAAAACACCAUGGCCACCAGCUCUACCAGCACACUGCGUAAAAGGCAACUCAAGGAAUUCUACAGGAAAGCCCACUCGUUGCUCAGUGAGGACGACCGUGAUUAUCUCUACAAUGUACUCAAAGAAUACCAGUCUUACAAGAGAGUGGAUAAACUAGUACAAUGUCUCCAGUCAGCAUUAGAUACUCCUGUCAAACUGGAUUUAUUGAAGGACAUACGCAAUUUAAUACCAGCAGCACACUUGAGUCUCUAUGAUCAGUUGGCGCCCUAUCAUAAAAUGGCGCAUCCUUUUGUCCCACCAAUACAUUCCACCAGGGGGACCCACUCUGCAGGACAUUCCACUGGGCACCCCAGGCAAAAGUCAAGACCAGCAUUAAAUGGUCACAUCUCAGGCUACCAGACACUGCCCCUGAACAGAGGACAUAGAAAGGAACAGGGUUCAUUCCUCACUGUGAACAUAGACAAACAUCCUGAUGAGUCCCUGGGCUUCAGUAUUAGAGGAGGAUCAGAGCACGGACUGGGGGUGUAUGUCAGCGAGAUUGACCCUGGGUCUGUGGCAGAUCGCAGUGGUCUCCAGUUGGGUGAUCAGAUCCUUGAAGCCAACAAUGUGAACUUUGACAAGGUGGCCUCCAGCAGUGCUGUGAGGGUCCUCACUGGCAGCAACAGGCUGAAACUGGCAGUGAAGAGAACUGGGAAGAUACCAGGGCUCAAAUAUGCCAGGGAGAAGACAUCUUGGUUUGACACAAAUGAGCACAAGAUAGUUGAUGGUCAGUUCUUUCCCCAUGGGUCACUUCACAUUCCACUGGACAGCCAACAGAGUGAUAAUGGUGUCAAGAAAGUGAAUCUGACCACUACAAAGCGAGGAGAGUUUAUAGGAAUAAACAUACGUGGGGGCAGUGAAUAUGGACUGGGAAUAUAUGUGUCAAAAGUUGAUCCAGGAGGGCUGGCAGAGGAGAAGGGGAUUGUGGAUGGGGAUCAGAUUAUAGCUGUCAAUGGACAGAACUUUGAGUGCAUCACUCACUCCAGAGCUGUAGAGUUUCUGCAGACACAGUCACAGCUCAUACUCACUAUAAAGCACAUUGGAAAGUUCCCUGUGUAUAAAGAGAUGUAUGCUGAAUAUAGCUGGGUUGACGGAGAACCAAGGAGAAGGAGGAGAAACAGGCCUGCCACUGCCCCUCCCCCUAGACCACAUAGCAGUUAUCAUCCCAGAGAGGACACGCCCCUUGUUGAGAGUAAAGCGGAGGUGUUCACUCAGACCCCCAGCCCCACUCCCAGUGGAGAGUCCUAUAGCAUGGCCAUCCAGACGGAGGAAGUGCUCUCAGCCCAGAAGGACCUGAUCAUGCCCCACCACGAUGAUGUCUACCUGCAACACCCCUCCACCUCCUAUCAGGAAAGCUCACCAGGGGGCAGUCCAAACGCCACCCUGAGGGACAGGCCACGGACACCUAUGGGGAUGAAAGCUCUGAAUAUCAACAAUGCAAACAAAGGUGCCACUGUGGAGAGAACUCAGAGUCUCAGGGUGGAGACAGUUGCUGAUAAAGGUUCCAAAGAAAACAAGAAAGUGAAACGCUCCCGAACAUUCAGAGAACUUUUGUUUGGCAGAAAAGACAAAACAUCUGACAGCUCUCAAGCAGGGUCUGUUAGAGGCAAGUCUAAAGAUAAAUCUAAAGCAGCUGUGAAGAAAGGAAAGGGAGAUAAAGACAAGAGAUUAGAUGAAACAGAUGGGAAGAAAAAUGGAGACCUGAAGAAGUUUGGUAAAGGUGUCGGCACCCAGCUGAUGCUGCAGGAAGCCAUGCAGGGGUCUGCACUCAAGAUGGUGGAGGACAUGGCCAGGAAGUUGCUCAAUGAGGAUGAGGCUGCUGCCAUAGUGCGGCAUGUCAAGAGGUAUUUGGAGGAGCGUGACAUUGAGUCAGUGGUGCCCCCUAUACUUGCUAUUUUAGACAAACCAGAAAAGAUGCUGUUGUUACGUGAGAUCAGAGGUGUGAUCUACCCCACGGACCUAGGGCGAUUUGACAGCAUGGUAUCUCGUCAGGAGUUGGAGGCUUAUGAGGAGUUGUCGUAUGUAAUGAAUGCCACGUCCCCCAUGCCAAUGAGACGGUCAGGUGGAAAAACUUACUUUGGUGCACCCAGAAAACAAAUCAUGGAACCUGUGUCAGGGAUGUCAUACAUGGACGUAGAGCAAACAAGCAGUCAAAUCUCCCAUGGCCAAUUCCGCUUGAAGACAGAGGAAGAACGUGAAAGAGAAAAUGAGCGUAAACUGGCCUUAGAAAGAAUUAGAAAAGAAAAGAUGGAGGAGAGAAAAAGGGAGAGCCAAAAGCAGAGCAAUGAAACAGUCCCAUUUCCCAAGCUUCAAGCUGCUGGGGAUUAUGAGGAUGUAGAUGACGAUGAUCUGUCAGAUGUUGAAUCGGAACUGAGAGCUGGAUCAUCCCUGAACACUACACCACCGUCACAGAAUACUUCCACUCCAUUAAAGGUGUCACCACUUGCAUCCAACUCAAGAGAACCCAACCCUAGUCUGCCAUCAUCAAUCAAUUCAUCUCCAAAGCAGUUGUAUGCUGUGGUGAAGAAGGACAGGAAGCACCAGAGACCCAGAGUGGAGCAGAACCCAGUGUAUGAAACUGUCAAUGUGACUUUCACAGGGAAUGACGAGGAAAAGGAGGAGGAGAGACCUGGUGUGCAGUAUUACACAGACAGUCGAGGGAGAUUACACAUAAGGGAACAAGAUAGUGAUAAUGGUAGAAGACAACUAGAUGUUAAUGAUAGUGAGCACAAAGUCGAAAAUACUACAAUACAAAACGAGGAAAAUACCACAGUUCACAAGGUUGAGGACACUUCAGAACACUAUGCCGUCCCAAAUAUUACCUUAACCAAGCCAAAUACGAGUGACAAUCCAUUACCAGCAGACUUGAGUCACUAUGAUGUUGCCACCCCACCCCCACUGCCACCGCCCCCACCCCAGGAGGAACUCACAGAUGUUGCCAUGGCAACCUCCACACUUCCACCCCCUCCUGGUGCUCUCACAGCAUGGACCAGUCAAGAGUCUGUAUCCACACAAACUGCUCACUCUUCUCUACAGGAGGCUGAAAAAGAUGCUUCUACCCUGGAGGAUGACGACGACGACGAUGAUGAUAAUAAUAAUUUUCAUCUGUCUGUAGCUAUAUCUGAAGAAGCAGCGGCCUCAGGCAGCAUGGAUACCUCUAGGUCCUCUAGCAGGUCGAGAUCUGCGGCCUCUUUUACAGCACCUCCACCCCCUGACACCCCUCCCCCUCAUGAUGGGCCCAUGGAGGAGGAUGAUCUCACUGAUGGAGAAACUGUUGAAGCUCCAUCCACACUUACAAUUGAGCUGCAGAAGAAUGUGAGAUCUCUAGGUAUCAGUAUAUCAGGCGGCAAGGACAGCAGGACCCAGCCCACUGUGAAAGUGGAGAAAGUGUUCCCUGGUGGUGCAGCAGCUGAACAAGGAAUACUUAAGAGUGGCAUGGAAAUCAUUUCCAUAGAUGGCGAAAGUCUCCAAGAUGUGACCCAUCCUCAAGCUGUAGAUAUCAUUAGAAGAGCUUAUAAUAAUAAAACCAACACCACCAUGGAAAUAGUUGUGGUACCACUUCACUAAUAUGGUGUGGAUUAGGUUUUAUUGUAAAAUACAAUUUAAAUGUAGCACUAGAUAAUAAAAUUCAGCCAGGAAUGAUGUCAGUAAAACAGCAGACAAAAUUAAUAUCGGCAGCAAUAUUUGUUGUUCGCUCUGAUGAUUUGGACUAUGGUAAGCAUGUAAGACAGUAAGUGCUAAAUUUCAAAAAAGUUGAAUUAUUGUGAUUUCAAUUGUACAAAUGAAGCAUUAGACAUGAAAUUCCAGUUAUGCAGAUUUUCUUGCAUAACACAGGACAAUAUUUUAGAUACAUGCAUUAGACGUUAUAUUUUUACACUAUAUAAAUGUAUAUUUUCAUAUAAUUCACAUUGUGUCUAAUGACGCCGUCACUUUUUUCACACAUUUUGCAUUUAUCACAUUUGACUUGUAGAUGUGUUUACUUAUAUAUUAAUUUUACAAUCUAUGGAUCUCUAGUUUAAACAUUUAAGGACAUACUUUAAUAUCCUAAUGUCAAAUGAGUGUUAAAAAUACCAUGUAUAUCAUAUAUUGUUGGUCACGCUAUUAUAAUAAUAUUUGCCAAAAACAGUGGUUGUGAACACAAGCUGUCAAUUGUUGUGAAAUAUCUUUGUCCCCUUCACAUUUCACAAUGUUUAAGGUUUGACUUUUGUUAUGGUUGUCCACAAGCUAUGGCAAUGGAUUUUUUUUGUUUACAUGACAAAAUGGAAUUAUAUUGUUUUAUAUCGAUCAGUUUUUUGUGCGUAACUGACUCAGUUACAGUUAAUGUAUAAUAGGUUUUACAGUUACACUUAAUUUUACAUUGGAUGAAUUUUUUUCUUUUAUAACUUUUUUUUAUAUCAAAGUCAUUAUGAAAGCUUACGGUCUUUUAAUUUUUAGACAUUUUGCUCAAAUGAUACAUUACAAAGGUAUACAUGUGUACUUGCAGCAGUGUAAUUCGAAAUUAUUUAUCACACAAUUAACCACUUUAAAGGCUUUUUCUGUGGUGAUUGGAGUAAAUAUCUCACACUUGAGGAAGGUAUUUAAGAGACGAGUCUCAAUUUCCUUUAAAUGCAGUUUUUCAUGUUAUGACUUAGAUUAACGCGCAAAAACUAAAAUUUAUCUUGGAAUACUUAAUGCAAUUUAAUCAAACAAAACCAUUUUUUGUUUUAUUUCUGAUAGCUUUAGACAAUUACUUCUUAGGUCUAGCAGGGGUGAGCUUAUCAUAACAGAUGAACAAUUCUUUUUUGGAGCAUAUUUUUGUAGCAAUGUGUGGAUUUUAUGUUUUGAUGACUUAAAUAACUCGAGAUAUUUUUUCAAUCUUUAUUAAAAUAUAUUAAUAAAAACAUGUUUAAUAAAUAAA
Molecule: messenger RNA, 5224 nt
Organism: Lingula anatina
Lineage: Eukaryota; Metazoa; Brachiopoda; Lingulata; Lingulida; Lingulidae
Product: PDZ domain-containing protein 7
Cellular component (GO): stereocilium tip; plasma membrane; cilium
Molecular function (GO): protein binding
Source: RefSeq, a predicted model, not a curated record